Molecule: messenger RNA, 438 nt
Organism: Caenorhabditis remanei
Lineage: Eukaryota; Metazoa; Nematoda; Chromadorea; Rhabditida; Rhabditidae
Exons: 3
Coding region: 1-438 (145 amino acids)
Source: RefSeq, a predicted model, not a curated record
AUGUACUCAGCAAACCGAUCGCACCGAGCAGAAACAAGAAACCGUUCGAAAGACGAGCUCCGAAAGGUGAUUAACUCGUUGGAGAAAGUCCGCAAGUGGGAGAAGAAGCUCGUUCUUAUCAAAGAUACUAAUAUUCGUAUAUACAAAUGGGUGCCAGUAAGUGCUCAAAACAUAAUGGCUCCACCUAAACCACAGCUCAAAGAAAUCGAUGAGGAGAGCAAUCAAAUUCCAUCUGCCGAAAACUCCCAGGAUUCUACCAGCGUGACCCAGCCUGCAGUGAACUUCGACAUCAACGAAGACUCCAAUUUCUCUACUGGUGACAAUUUCGACAGCGACUCGAAUCAAACAUUUGAACCACAAAACUAUCAAGGUGGACCGACUGGAUCCACUGAUUUCAGCUCAAUGCGAGACGCUGAGAUGACACCAAAACAACCUUAA